AUGGCGGCGAAUGUGAAAGGGCAGGUUCCCUGCACCUGCAUUCUGCUCGACACUUCAGCGUCCAUGAAUCAGAGGACGUCAUCCAAUAUCUCUCUACUCGACAUGGCGAAAGCCGCCAUUGAGCAGAUGGUGCGAAGGUUUCCCAACGAGCGGCAGCACAGGUUCCUCUUGGUCACAACUCGAUACGGAGGAACAGUCGAAGCUGGAUGGGGAGACAGCCAGCAUGUGUUCCUGCAGAAGGUCAAGAACGCUGUGGCAAGAGACCUCUCGGAUCUUCCGUCGGCAGUCCGCUGCUGUUUCGACCUGCUGGAGAAAGGACGAUCGACGUAUGACAUCGACAACUACGGACAGGGUCGAUGGCCAUGGAUGACCAUGGAAGCGGCGUCUGUGUGGAUUCUGAGCGAUGGAUGCGACAUCUCCAAUGAUACAGGCAUUCUUUCAUCUUUCAAUCUGCCCCGCUCAGAGGCUCCGACUUCUGCUGAGCUCUUCCUGGAGCCUUUCCGGUGGGACCAGCGAGUUUGGAUGACCAUCUUGCGUUGUCCGGGAUGCGGCAGUCUACCUCAGGAGCUGGCAAAUAAUCCUGGACCCGCCGGCUCUAUAGCAGACAUGACAGCAGGAAGGGCGCAAGUGGUGCAGAACAUGCGAGAGUUGAUGAAGGCUGUGGAGAGCCUGUCAAGCCGGCUGAUCGCCGCGAGUGUCGGGGUCAAGAUCGUCCCUCUCGAGGACGAUGAGGAGAACGGGUUCAAGGAUGCAACCAGGAUCAAGGCUCCUCCUCAGGCCAAUACCAUCCUCGUCGUAGCCUCAAAGGCUCCUCAGUUCUGGCCGAUUCCUGACAGCACGCUGCUCACUGAGAGCGCAACGAGCAUCGGUAACCACUCAGUCCCCCGCGCCGCACUCCCAGUCCUCUCCUACAAACUUGUCUGCGGAACCGGCGAUGGUCAAGGAGGAGAAGGUCAGAAAGAUCCUGCGCACGACCACACGAUCCUUUUCCCAGAGUUCUACGAGGUCGAGCCCUGUGCUGUCACCGACUACCUGCGCGAACGCUGCAAUGCUCUGAAGAACCCGCGUGCGAUCCUUCAACUGUACGUGAAAGGCUCCUCGACGCCUUGCCCAGCUGCGGGCGAGAUGCCGCUCAGCAUUUCACCAUGUGCUGGAGAGCCUUUCGGGUUCCUCCGGCUGAUACCACAAGACGGGAUGGGGAGGAUCCGUCCUUCGAGCAGCUCGGCAAGAGCUGGACUGCUGCUGGACUUUCCUGGGGUGGAGCUUGCUCUCCUGCCGUAUAAUUACCCCAAGCUCUAUGAGAUCGUGGAGGAGCUGAGAAAACCUAAUGCCGGGGGGAUCGCAAACAAAUCGACACAAACACGACAGGAGUUGGAGGCUUACGUGCGAUCCGUUCCGCCCUACUACCUUAAGUCUCUCAGGAAGCUGCUAAGGAAUCUGGGGAUCGCCAUUGCUGACCGGACCGAGCCGAUGCACUCACAACAUCUUGUUCACGCGCUCACAAGGCUCAAGUUUGUCAAGGUCGAGAGAAUUUGA
Molecule: messenger RNA, 1536 nt
Organism: Guillardia theta CCMP2712
Lineage: Eukaryota; Cryptophyceae; Pyrenomonadales; Geminigeraceae
Exons: 25
Coding region: 1-1536 (511 amino acids)
Biological process (GO): snRNA 3'-end processing
Cellular component (GO): integrator complex
Source: RefSeq, a predicted model, not a curated record